AUGCUAAGACAGAGGGAAAGCCUCGCCGAUGACAGCUGGGCACCCUUCUUCGAUACCCUUCCUGACGCCAGCAAUGACUUAGAAAAACUCAAGGGGUGUUUUGAUAUCAUCAUCGACAAUCUUAGAAACCUUCACACGGCGCUCUCAUCGUGCACUGAUGGACCCCGGUACUACUUCCAAUUGGAACAGGCCAAGCAAGUGUUUGUUCCCGAGAACGUGUCCUUCAUCCACCAGUUCUUCCGCUUCUCGCACCCAGAGGUCCCAAUUGUGCACCGUCCAUCUUUUAACCCACACGAAGUCCAUCCUGUGCUCCUCAUGGCCGUAUUUCUCUGCGGGUCGAUGCAUGCCGCACCGAGCGAUGCAGCUCUAUCUACGCCACUUCUCUUCGAUUUGGCUGAAGAGUACGCUUUCAACACUCUACGCGGGCUUGUGGAUGAAUAUGUCAACCACGGUGUCAUGGAGGCCGAUUCCAUAGCCGACCUCGCUCGUUUGAAUCAGGUUCUUCAGGGCGCUCUGCUAAUGCAUGGCUUACAAUUUAUCAUGAACGAGCCGCAGAGGCGAGAGAGAAAUAGGGACCGUAGGCUUCCUGUGCUUGUUUCCACCAUCCGCAAGCUAGGUUUCUCGAAUGCAAGGCAUAGUCGUAUCCCAGAUGGAGAACCGGUAGACUGGGACGAGUUCAUCCUCAAGGAAACUCAAAUCAGGUUCGUAUAUCACCCGCAGACGCUCACUUUGAACUGCCUUCUCCGCAAGCAAACAUUGAUAUGAGGUAUUCUGCUGACCAUGAGCCUUUGCUUUACAUCAGACUAGGUAUUUGGGUCUUUUUGUCUGCUGCGCAGCAGUCAAUCUUAUUCAACAUGCCGCCUUCCAUGAGUAUCUCUGAAAUAACAGGAGACUUUCAAUGCUUUGAAGAUGUGUGGGAGGCUAAGAGCGCCGGCCAUUUCCGAGCACUGAUUGAUCAAGGUCGAGGCAAACGCACCGCGUCGCUCUGGCAGUGUCACCAGUCCUUGAUAGACCCAACCUGGACAUCCCCAGAGAACUUCCCGCUACGCUCACUAACAACACCGGACAUGAUCGUUUUAGUCCUAGGCAAGUCUCCUUCUCUCCGUCCGAUAACUCAGUAUACUCAUAUAAUUCCACAGCCUUCAGCACAACCGUGACAUCGGCAAGGUUGUCGGGGACGCUCCCAAUAUGUGCCUCAGCAUUGGAACAAGCGCUUGA
Clonostachys byssicola is the source of this 1218-nucleotide messenger RNA. The record is from the annotation of a GenBank genome assembly. NCBI's taxonomy places the organism in Eukaryota, Fungi, Ascomycota, Sordariomycetes, Hypocreales, Bionectriaceae.